Tachysurus vachellii is the source of this 2269-nucleotide messenger RNA. RefSeq names its product THO complex 1 (gene thoc1). NCBI's taxonomy places the organism in Eukaryota, Metazoa, Chordata, Actinopteri, Siluriformes, Bagridae. The coding region runs from base 1 to 1989 and encodes 662 amino acids. The record is from RefSeq and is a predicted model, not a curated record. Gene Ontology annotation, cellular component: THO complex part of transcription export complex. Gene Ontology annotation, biological process: signal transduction; regulation of DNA-templated transcription elongation; mRNA export from nucleus. Gene Ontology annotation, molecular function: protein binding. The transcript has 16 exons.
AUGAACUUUGUGUUUGUUCUCACGGCUCUACAGCACACUCUGCUGGCCGAAAGCCGCCAUUUUACUUUGCUGAAGCAUAGGCCGGAAGUGGAAAAUAUGCAGCCGGAAGUAAAACAGUCAAGGCGCUUUAUCGUGUUGAGGAAAGGAAGAUGGCGCCUGCUGUGUGUGUCUGUCUGUGUGUGUGUGUGUCUGUCUGUGUGUGUGUGUCUGUCUGUGUCUGUGUGUGUGUGUGUGUCUGUCUGUGUGUGUGUCUGUUUGUGUCUGUGUGUGUGUCUGUGUGUGUGUGUCUGUUUGUGUCUGUGUGUGUGUCUGUCUGUGUCUGUGUCUGUCUGUGUCUGUGUCUGUGUCUGUGUCUGUGUGUGUGUCUGUGUGUGUGUCUGUUUGUGUCUGUGUGUGUGUCUGUCUGUGUCUGUGUGUGUGUCUGUUUGUGUCUGUGUGUGUGUCCCCACAACAGAUCUCCUUCGCAGACUGUCCAAAUCCCAGAAUACGGUGUUCUGUGGGAGGAUCCAGCUUUUCCUCGCUCGUCUGUUCCCUCUGUCUGAGAAAUCAGGUCUGAAUCUUCAGAGUCAGUUUAACCUGGAGAACAUCACAGUGUUUAACAAGAACGAACAGGAGAGCACACUCGGACAGCAGAGCUCUGAUGUUAAAGAGGACGGAAUGGAAGAAGGAGAAAUGGGUGAAGAAGACACACCUGCUCCAUGCUCCAUUCCAAUAGACUACAACUUGUACAGGAAGUUCUGGAUGCUGCAGGAUUACUUCAGGAACCCGGUGCAGUGCUACGACAAGUUCUCCUGGAUCACCUUCGUGAAGUACUCGGACGAGACGUUGGCGGUGUUUAAGAGCUUCAAGCUGGACGACACUCAGGCCUCCAGGAGGAAGCGGGAGGAGAUGCAUACAGCUGGAGGCGAACAUGUUUAUUUCGCAAAGUUCCUGACCAGUGAGAAGCUAAUGGAUCUGCAGCUUAGUGAUAGUAACUUCAGACGUCACAUCCUGCUGCAGUACCUCAUCCACUUCCAGUACCUCAAAGGUCAGGUCAAGUUCAAAAGCUCCAAUUGUGUCCUUAGUGAUGAUCAGACGUCCUGGAUGGAGGAGACUACAAAGCUUGUAUAUCAGUUACUCAGAGAAACUCCUCCAGACGGUGAGAUGUUUGCUGCUAUGGUGGAGCACAUUCUAAACACAGAGGAAAACUGGAACGCCUGGAAGAACGAGGGAUGUCCAAGUUUUGUCAAAGAAAGACCCACAGAGACCAAACCACAGCGACCCAGCAGGAAACGAGCAGCACCCGAGGACUUCCUGGGUAAAGGACCAGAGCGUAAGAUCCUGAUGGGCAAUGAUGAACUGACACGACUGUGGAACCUCAAUCCUGACAACAUGGAGGCGUGCAAAUCCGACAGCAGGGAGUUUAUGCCGUCCCUGGAGGACUUUUUUGAGGAGGCCAUCGAGCAGGCAGACCCAGCCAACAUGGUGGAGGAUCAGUACAAGGUGGUGAGGAACUCAAAUUACGGCUGGCGAGCUCUCCGUCUUCUCUCACGCCGCAGUCCACACUUCUUCCAGCCCACAAAUCAGCAGUUCAAGAGUCUGGAGGAUUAUCUAGAGAACAUGGUGAUCAAACUGGCCAAGGAACUUCCUAAGGAUCUCCCGUCUGAGGAGAUAAAGACUGGAGAGGAGGAGGACGAGAGCGGAGACAAUCUGCUGAAGGAGAGCAAUGACAGUCCGAGUAUUCAGAGCAAACUGGUGACUAACAGUCAGAUGGACGAAAUCGCCAAGAAGCUCGGGGCUCAGUGGAAGUCGCUCGCGCCUCACCUGGAUGUGAAGGAGGUGGAGAUUCGCGAGAUCGAAGCAGACAGUGACGACGUUGAGCUUCAGGCCAAAAUGAUGCUGGUGUCCUGGCAGGACCGGGAGGAUGCCCAGGCCACCAUGGAGAGCCUGGUCACGGCACUGAACACCGCUGGCUUCGCUAGCAUCGCACAGGGCUUCAGUGAAACAUGACUUCACUUAGCACAGUGCUAACGAUCCGUCUGUUAGCUGACGUAUGGGAACGGGAGUUCUUUAAUCAAGGGGGUGGAGCUAAAUGCACCUCAUCGGUCUGCACGUUGUGUUUGACACUGAGCUCUUUGCUAGUGACUGUGCUUUCAUUAGCACUGUGCUAAAAGCAGAUUAGCGUAUCUCAUAUUUUAAUUUUUUUCCCCUUCCCACAUGGUGUUUUGUACAUAUUUGAUGUAUUUGCAAAUAAACAUCAGUCAUGUUGCAUUAACACGGUUCAACACCA